AUGCUGCUGGCGUGGACGCUGUCGGCCGCCGCCCUCGGCGACGCGCGCCGCCAGCACACCAGCGGCCGCGGCGCCGCGCUGCCGCGCCCGAAGCAGGACGACGCGGGCGCCUGGCGCGGCGACGCCGCGGCGGUGGCGGCGCGCCUCCGCGGCGGCGGCACCCUCGCCGAGGCCUUCGCGACGACCAUCGCGCCGACGGUCGGCACGGUUGUGGCCAACGCCAUGUUCCUCGCGAGCCUGCCCGCGGUGCUCGCCGCGCGACGGGCGGGCGACCUCGGGAGCCUGAACCCGACGCCCUGGGCCUUCAUCCUCGUGAACUGCCUCGCCUGGCUCCAUUAUGGCUACCUGAACGGCAAUCCGUAUAUCUAUUGGUCCAACGCGCCGGGCUGCCUCCUGGGCCUCUUCUUCACGCUCACGGGCGCGUCGCUCGGAUCGCCCGCGCAGGUCGCGGCGAUGGAGAAGGUCGCCGUGGGCUUCGCCGCGGUCCACGUCGCGGCGUCCUUCGUCACGAGCCUCUACCUGACGUCGCCGAAGCAGAAGCAGCUCGUCGCGGGCUACGUGGCGAACGUCAUCUUGGUCAUCUACUACGGCGCGCCUCUAUCGACGCUCGCGGAGGUGCUGGCGACGAAGGACGCGGCGUCCAUCUUCGCGCCGCUCUGCGCGCUCAACGGCGCCAACGGCCUGCUCUGGGUCACCUACGGGCUCACCAUCGCGGACCCCUUCGUCUGGGUCCCCAACAGCAUGGGCGUGGUUCUGGCGGCGACGCAGCUCGCGGUCAAGGGCGCCUUCGGGGGCGCGACGGCCUAG
Messenger RNA from Aureococcus anophagefferens, 807 nucleotides. RefSeq lists its product as hypothetical. The record is from RefSeq and is a predicted model, not a curated record. NCBI's taxonomy places the organism in Eukaryota, Pelagophyceae, Pelagomonadales, Pelagomonadaceae. Gene Ontology annotation, molecular function: sugar transmembrane transporter activity. The transcript has a single exon. Gene Ontology annotation, cellular component: membrane. The coding region runs from base 1 to 807 and encodes 268 amino acids.